CAAUAAUUAGGUCGAAAAUCAAACCCAAAAAAAAAAAGUCUCCGGCGAGAAAUUCCCAAUUCACCCCGUCGGCGUCGACGCUGAAUAAGCUUCUGCGUUGUAUUCAAUCUUUCAGUUGAUGGACAAAACAAAAUCCCCUGAAGUCGUCGCCGGCGUAAUUCACAGCGCUUUUUUUCAAGCAUCUGUAUUAGCUAUUAUGAAGAAAAAGCCUCCUAGCUUGGUGAGCUUGUGUCUUGGAGUUAUUGGUAGACAUUUUGAGGAUAUCAUUGAAGACCUCGCCGAGAUAGCUGCUAUUCCGUCCACCAUGAAGAUGGUACUUGUGGCAAUUGCAAGAAGGAGAAGGCUAUUGAAUGACGAUGUCAUUGUUGCAUUGGCUGAUAGCUCCUGGAAAAUCCUGGACUUGUCUGGUUCGGAGGUUUCUGAUUUUGGCCUAUCACAAGUGGUUAAAACUUGCAAACAUCUGCAAGCAGUUGAUAUAAGUCGCUGCAGCAAGCUCACAUCAGUCAGUGUAUCAGAACUCUUGCAGAACUGCCGGUCUCUGGAAAUACUGAGAUGGGGAGGCUGCCCUCGGAGUGAGAACACAGCUCGUAGAUGCCUCCGUUUCUUGAAACCAAUACUAGAGCAUGUGGAAGGAGAUUCUUGGGAGGAACUUGAUACCUUGGAAAUAGCUCAUGGUGCGACAUCCUUGCGUUGGCUUUUAUGGCCCAAAGUUGAAAAGGAACAGCUGGAGAUUUUGUCUGAAGAAUGCCCACGAGUCAUAGUAAAUCCAAAGCCGUCGCCACUCGGUUACAGGGGGAUUGAUAUACCUAGAGAAGCACGACUAGAUGUAUCAUUAGAUGAUCCCAUGGUUGAAGAUAUUGACCCCAAGAUCUGGGCAGUUUCAGGAUUUGUACCUAUAACAUCACCAUCAUCAGUUUCAAGCUCAGAAGAUUUACCCAUUGCAGAAAAGUUUAGACUUGCAUUUCUUGAGAGAGAUACUAGACUAGCGCCAAAGCGAGCAAAGAAUGCAAGACAACACCAACGACGUGCAGAAAAGGAAUGGGUAACGAUGAAUAGUAGGGCAAAAGCACUAGCACUUGCCUCACUGGCUAGCAGAUCCCUGAACAUCCGGAAUUGAAAAUAGGAGUUUACUUAUAUGAAACUUGUUUUUGAUCUCUGUCAGUCAACAAUACAAAAACCUUCUGUAUUCAGACUCUUUCAGGCAAUGGAAAGUAGUAGUUGUUCCUGCGUGAAUGUACAUUAGAAAGUUGCUGCUAAAGAUUCAUAUAUUGAGCUACUCUAGCUUUCUC
Molecule: messenger RNA, 1289 nt
Organism: Solanum stenotomum
Lineage: Eukaryota; Viridiplantae; Streptophyta; Magnoliopsida; Solanales; Solanaceae
Exons: 6
Coding region: 119-1117 (332 amino acids)
Source: RefSeq, a predicted model, not a curated record